AUGGAAGGUCGUCAACAGCGAACCUUUAUAAAGAAUAAAUCUCAACAUUUAUGUAAAGACAGUUUCAAAAAAUGGUGCUUGAAGCAAUUCAAACGUUCCAGAGAAACACAAGUAAACAAGCAUAGAUUUGGGUUGAACCUAGCAAAAGUAACUGGUGAUUACGUUAACGUUAUACACGAAGAGAUACUAUUACAAUUUAUUAAAAACGAAUGGAUGAGCUUUUUAAUGAAUGAAGAUAGGUUUACAGGUGAUCUCAAUCCUAGUUUAGCCUCGGAAAUGGAGGAAGAAUUGCUUCAGGAAUUCAAAAACGAAUUACAGAUAAAUAAUUCAAGAGAUUUAGAGGAAGCAGAAUAUGCUUUGCAAUAUGAGCCGGAAGAAAUCUUUCAAGAUUCGGAUAUGAUGAUUCUCGACGAAUAUUCACUAAAUCUCGAUAAUACUCAUAGCUUUGGAGGCUCGCAAGGAUAA
Molecule: messenger RNA, 465 nt
Organism: Funneliformis geosporum
Lineage: Eukaryota; Fungi; Glomeromycota; Glomeromycetes; Glomerales; Glomeraceae
Source: the annotation of a GenBank genome assembly